AAGACCUAUGAACAUAUGGCAAAAAUCAGAACCAUAAGAGAAGCUUCUUCAGAAUGCAACUGCCCACCAGGUCCUCCUGGUAAACGAGGUAAGCGAGGAAGAAGAGGAGAGACCGGACCUCCUGGUCAACCUGGUCCUCAAGGUCCACCUGGUCCAAAAGGUGAGAAGGGAGAUCAAGGUGAUCAGGGCCCUCGGAUGGUGUUUCCUAAAAUCAAUCAUGGGUUUCUUUCUGCUGAUCAGCAGCUCAUUAAACGCCGCCUCAUUAAGGGUGAUCAAGGGCAGGCUGGACCCCCUGGACCCCCUGGGCCCCCAGGACCAAGAGGCCCUCCUGGAGAUACUGGCAAAGAUGGCCCACGUGGAGUGCCCGGGGUACCGGGAGAACCUGGAAAACCAGGUGAAGAAGGUUUGGUGGGACCUCAGGGGCCUCCAGGACAAAAGGGCUCAUUUGGUGCACCUGGUAUCCCAGGAACAGAUGGACAACAGGGAGAACCUGGUGUAAUGGGAGAAAGAGGCUUCUCUGGGCUUAAGGGUGAUCCUGGACAUCGGGGAGAAAAGGGUGAUGCUGGAGAAAGUGGCCCCAAAGGUUAUCCUGGAGAAAAGGGUGAUCCUGGAUCUUCUGCUGCUGGAAUUAAGGGUGAACCCGGACAAUCGGGUAGACCAGGACAAAAGGGUGAGCCUGGACUUCCUGGACUUCCUGGGUUACCUGGAAUUAAGGGUGAACCCGGUUUCCUAGGUCCACAGGGAGAACCUGGAUUGCCAGGAUUGCCAGGGACAAAGGGUGAAAGAGGAGAAAUUGGACCUCCUGGGAAAGGUGAACGAGGUGAGCCUGGAGUUCCAGGGCCAAAGGGGAGGUCAGGUGAAUCUGGAACUAGAGGCCCUAAAGGGUCAAAGGGUGAUCCAGGAAAUAAUGGUGAUUUGGGAGUAAUGGGACCAAGGGGUCCACCUGGAGAAAAAGGUGACCAAGGUGCUACAGAAAUCAUUGACUUCAAUGGAAAUAUCCAUGAAGCAUUACAGAGGAUUACCACCUUAACUGUCACGGGUCCUCCAGGCCCACCUGGACCCCAAGGAUUGCAAGGAUCAAAGGGUGAACCUGGAUCACCAGGAUUACCUGGCGCUGAUGGGGAGCAGGGGUUCAAAGGUUCAAAAGGUGAUCUGGGUGACCCUGGAAUAUCAGGAGAAAAAGGAGGUAUUGGACUUCCUGGUUUGCCAGGAUCCAAUGGAAUGAAAGGAGAAAAAGGAGAUAUUGGAUUACCAGGUCCCCAAGGUCCCUCUAUUGUAGGACCUCCAGGUUCUCCUGGUCCACAUGGUCCACCAGGACCUAUGGGACCUCAUGGACUCCCAGGGCCAAAGGGAGCAUCUGGCUUAGAUGGAAAGCCAGGAGCCCGGGGUAUGGAUGGUCCCGUUGGUCCACAUGGCCCUGCAGGUCCAAAGGGAGACAGAGGUGAAAAAGGAAUUGCAGGAGAUCCUGGGCCCAGAGGACCAUAUGGUUUGCCUGGCAAAGAUGGUGAACCUGGCCUUGAUGGAUUCCGUGGAAUUAAGGGGGAAAAAGGGGAGCCAGGCCAGCCUGGUCUGGAUGGGCUGGAUGCCCCUUGCCAAUUGGGACCAGAUGGGUUACCAAUGCCUGGUUGCUGGCAAAAGUGAUGAAUCUAACUUUGCAAGCAUGAAGUUGUGUAUAUAAUACAUCACCUCCAGUAUUUAUAAUUGAAAAUGGAAGCAUUGGUUUUACAAGUUUGAAAUAUGUUUACAUAGCACUGCUUCUAUUUGUUUGUAGUAGUCAUGUGUAUAUAUGGCUGCAAUCUGGCAAAUAUAAACUGUGCAAUAAAUGUACAGAAUCCAAAUAUUCUGUCUACAGAGCUAAUCCCAAUAGAGUGAUCAUUCAUAGACAUUUGAAUUAUUUCUGUAGUUUUCCUUUUUUACAUUUUGGGAUUAUUAUUAUUUUUUUACUUUUAUUUUUUUGGUUGCAGUCUUGUUUUAUUUGGCUUGUGGACAAGCGUGGAGAAGAAGUGCCAUGAAUUAGGUUACAUUAAUUUGUGACCACAAAUGAACUUGAUAAUAGAUUGCCAUUGGAAUAUAAUGAUUCUGUUGCUGUGUUCACCCUCAUAAACUCUAUCACUGCUCCAUUUCCCAAACUUGCUUGAGCAAAAGCAUGAUUUGUGUGCUAAAACAGCUUGUUGUGCUACAAUGGUUGCUUGCUGUCAUAUGCUACAAUGGCUGUUUGCUGCCAAUUUCACCUGACACGUUGAAUUGUUCUUUCUAUCAUCUCAAGGGAGUCACACCAUGGCUUAUUGCAAAAAAAUGAUACAAGGAGAUUAAGACAAAGCUCUUGAAUUUGGAGGGAACUUCAGUUCCUUCUGACGGUGAAUGGCCUUCAGUCUUCUGGGUUAUGAAACCAUCUUUGUGAAAAAGAAGGAUGAUACCUGUUCAUCAGCCUCUGUUUGCUUGCAUUGCUCACAGUCAAGAAGCAUGGAUUUCCACACAUGUUGGAUAGUUUUACCAAGAAUGAAAGAAGAUGAAGAUCAUGCUUUAUGAGUAAGAUGAUAGAGUUGCAGAGACAUCAAAUGGCUCAUUCAAUGAUAGGUCUUAGUAUCAACUGGUGGACAAUGUAAUAUUCAAAGACUGCUACAAUAUGUGUUUCACAUGUUGUAUUUUCAAGAUGAUAGAAGAAGUGCUUUGACAAAGGUCACCAUAAAAUGCCUUCUUCUCAUAUAAUGAAAUGCGGUUGACUUUUCAUGGUUUGCCAUUUGGAUUUUAGAAAUUCCUGUGCAAUGGCAUAUGCAUGUACGGGCUUGGAGAAUAUAUUUAAUUAUAAUUGAUCAAUGGUUAAAGCAAAUAGCCUCUUUGCUUUCAUGCUUAUAGACAUUCACGUUUUGAAGAACAUAUUUGUGUUUAAUUUUUUUCAGCAGUUGUUUAGACAUAUAAAAGGACUUCUCCAAAAGUAAAGUUCUUUUUUAAAAACUUGUUCAUCUAUUCAUUUUUUAAAAAUUAUACUACAUCACUGCUGGGGUUCCAGGACCCAAAUAGUAUGGAAUUGGUAGGAGCUACAGCAUAGGCUACUUUGUAUCUCAAAUAUAUUGCUAUUUUCAUCUUAAUUUUUUUAAUGUUUCUGUUUUGAAUCCUUCUAUUUAAUAUGUUUAUAUUUAAGCUUAUAUUCUAAUGUAUACUUGAAGGCAUUCUAAGAAAUGAAUUAAUGUUGCUAAUUAUUUUGCUGGGGGAGGAAGAAAUACUGUUAUUGUUCAUAUGGUCAUUACAUUUAAUGAAUGUUCUGUAACUUUUUAAAGGUCUGACCAAAUAAGAAAUUCCAUACACUUUCAAAAAAAAGUCAGAGGGAUAUUUUAAAACUAGAUUAACAAAUAAAUAUCCAUUGCUGAAAAAAAAUCAUUUUUAUCAGCUUGUAAAUGGAAUUAUAUUUAUCACCGUACCAAAUAUUAGUUAAAUCUCAGUACUAUUUUUUACCCUUAGUAUAUCCCUUACUUCCUUUUUUAAAUUUAAUUUUUUGUUUACAGAUCAUUUGUGCACUACCCAGAAUCUACUGGAGAUGAGUGGCCAAUAAAUAUAAAUAAUAAUUAAUAAAAACAAUAUAUGUAUAGCAUUUUUAUUGCUUUUUUUGAACUAAGGAUCUUUUCCUCAAUAUUGAAGCUUUCACAUUAACAUUUUAGCAAGUGUUUCAGUCAUAACCUCUCAACAGCAGAGGAAAAAAGAUUUAGUGCUCAGGAAAUUCAGAGAAAUGAAUGCCUGCUUUUAAUAAAUAUUUUCUUGUAGUUUUAUUAUAUUUUUUAUCAAAACUUGUCCUGUCUGCAUGGAAAGGUAGAAUUGAAAUUUUUGAAAUGCAAAAAUAGGAAAAAUUAGUCUGUGUAUGCAUGUAUAAUUGCGUACACACACAUAAAUACACGUAUUUCAGUAUAUAUUAACAUACACUUUAUCCAUGUAAUGCAGAUCAUUUGUUUGUAAGAUAGAAACUCCUUUCUCUUUUUGCAUAGAAUAUUCAUCCUCAAACAUUUUCCCAAAUCUACUCUGAAGAGUUGUCCAAUUAUCCAAGAAAAAAAUUAUGUCUGUGGAGCUAAUGGUAGCUAGAGAAACAAUUACCUCCAUUUUUUCUGGUUGAUGGAUAAUGUUGAAUUCCAUGCAUACACUUCCUGUAUAUUAAUCUUUGUUAGGUGUGUAACAUCAGGACCAUAUAUAAAGUUCCAAUUAAACUGAUUUAUUAUUACUCAUUCCUAUUGCACAGAAGCUUAACUAAUGGUUACCCAUAUUUUGUCAUUAGAAUCAACUGAAUUCAAGAGGGAUUGGAUUUACCAUAGUCUAUAUGUGAAUACAUAGAAACUAUAAACUGAUUCUUCUUUUGGAUCUGCCACUCCUUUUCCUACAAUCUUUUAUGCAUUUCUCUGUAAUGUAAACUAUUUCUUACUCUAUCUUCUCAAACCAUAUUCAUUUAAAUUUAGAUCUGAUCAGAUAUUACUCAUAUGUAAGCAUAAUGGACAAGCACUGGGCUGUACAUUCCCAACAAAUUAUUUAUGAGAAUCAUUACAGUCUGAAUGGCCACAGUAAAAAUAAACUUAGGUGCCAUUUACAAAUUAUUUUUUAAGUUCUUUUUCCUCCACUUCAUAGGAGUUUACCUAUAAAAUAAAAUGCCUGGGACUAUGAGUGUUCCUUAUCUUCUCAUUAAACAUUACCUUUCUUUUUAUGUUUGUAAAGCUAAUAAUACUAGCUCUAUGAAUACAAGAUGAGGAAGUAGAAUAGUUGGGCUGCAUGGAAAUAUCAAACCUGUGGCUUUACCCUAUGGCCAAGCAUACUAAUCAAAAAUAGAAAAUCGUUGUGGUGAUCCCUUCAGAAAAUCAGGCCUUUGACCCUGGUUUGUUUGUUAGUUUAUUUUUCAGUUGAUAUUUAAAUGAGUUAAUGAUAGGAUAUCAAUCACUAAGUUUAGAAUGAAAUUGUACACUUACAAAUGUUUAUCAAUCUGUGUGCAGGUUGAUGGAAAAGAAUCUAGUCUGUACCGAAGUUAACAAUAUAUGGACUGAGAAUAUGAGCAUGUAGCCAUAAAUUAAUAGAAGCAGCAAUUUGUCUUAUAACAGCUGUAAUUUUCCAGCUGUAGCAAUCAUUGCAAAUGUUUGCUGAUCUUUUAAAAAAAAACACUUGCUGUUUCAGGCUAUUCAUAGAUUAAUUCUUAUUUAUAUUGUUAAAAUCAGAUCCAUUGUAUUGAUACCAUUGUGCUAACUCUACAUGCUAAUCUGACUCGUUAGAUUUUGAAGUAAAAGGAAAUAACACAAUGGUGCCUGGAUCCUAAAAAUCCCUGUUAAAAACAAAAAUGUGCUUAGUCUGGCUAUGUAGUUGUUUUCUGAAGACUUGUUCAUAAAGGUUCUGAAGACCUUUAUGUUGACAUUUAAGAAUUAGUUUGGUGCUAAAAUGUUUUCCAUUCUUC
Messenger RNA from Thamnophis sirtalis, 5416 nucleotides. NCBI's taxonomy places the organism in Eukaryota, Metazoa, Chordata, Lepidosauria, Squamata, Natricidae. The record is from RefSeq and is a predicted model, not a curated record.